This is a messenger RNA of Sardina pilchardus (European sardine), 2166 nucleotides long. It is a transcript of the gene sla2b, whose product is annotated as Src like adaptor 2b. Lineage: Eukaryota; Metazoa; Chordata; Actinopteri; Clupeiformes; Clupeidae. The record is from RefSeq and is a predicted model, not a curated record. Gene Ontology annotation, biological process: regulation of MAPK cascade; signal transduction. The transcript is spliced from 8 exons. Gene Ontology annotation, molecular function: epidermal growth factor receptor binding; phosphotyrosine residue binding. The coding region runs from base 266 to 1051 and encodes 261 amino acids. Gene Ontology annotation, cellular component: nucleoplasm; cytoplasm; COP9 signalosome.
UCAGCUUCCUGUUUAGUGUAGGAGGACCUAUGUGCUCUCUCUCUCACACCUGAAAAAGGCUCACUUGUCUGAGUUUGACUCACAAGGCACCACAGGGGAAACUUAGCACAAACUUUUCUGAACAGUGGCAUACAGUACAUUCUGUAUACUUCAUACAAGACUUGAGGACUAUCCAAAGGAUUAACAUCACAGCCAAGUACAUCCAAGACAAUGCAGUGAAGCAAACAUCCACCCAGCGAGGCAAACAUAAGAGCUCCUGACAGAGAUGGGUGGUGGGACAAGCAAAGAGUCCAGCACACACGUCACACUUGCGGACCAGGACGGAGAAACAGCAGUCACACUGGAAAGCGGCAGGUACAUGUCUGUUGCGCUGUACGACUAUCCAUCCGGAGGGCCGACCGAAUGCUGUGUUCGCGUGGGAGAUAGACUCACCGUACUCUCAGAUGAGGGUGAGUGGUGGAAAGUGAAGUCAUCGGUUACUGGAAAAGAGAGCUACAUUCCCAGCAAUUACACUGCCAAGGUUUACAACAGAUGGCAGUAUAUAGGCUUAAGUAGGGAGAAAGCAGAGGAACUUCUUCAGCUGCCAUACAAUGAGGCAGGCUCCUUCCUUAUCAGGGAGAGUCAGUCUGAGCAUGGCGCCCACUCCCUGUCCGUGCGCAGGAGCACCGGCUCUGACUUCCGCGCAAUCAAACACUACCGUAUCCACCGGCUGGAGAACGGCUGGCACUACAUCUCCCCCCGCCUCACCUUCCCCAACCUCCAUGACCUGGUCGAGCACUACUCAGAGGUUAGUGAUGGCUUGUGUGCCAUUCUGAGAGAACCCUGCUUCAUCCAGGGCUCCAACAACGUUCCCGUGGUAACGGGCCCCCCACCCCAGGUCGUCAGGAAGCCAACCCUGAACUGGAAAGAUGUAAACAGCUCCAUGAUCUUCGGCACAGGCAAAGAAGAGCUGGAGGAGUCGCCUGUCAGUGAAGGCCUGAGGGAGGCGAUCAGCUCAUACCUCUACAUGACUGAGGAGUUGGGGGAGUGCGAUCAGAACUGGGACACUUGACAGACGUGGGAGAAGACGUCACAGAGGAACCAAGAUGGCCAACUGAUGUGGAUCGCACUGGGGAGCUCAGAGUGGAAUCUCUUGAUUCCAUCAAAGACUCUUUAUUCAUGAACUAUCAAAUGGCCAAAGAGGAUAACAGUAUCGAGAUCCACAAUGCACAAUCUUGUUGUAAAAAAAAAGUAUUUUUUACAUGGUACUUUGAAUGCUGAGUCUAGUAAACCUCUGAAGGUUACUCUCUGAAACAGGUCCAUGGCAGGAACGUUGACUUCUCCACUGUUAGAGCGAAAUGAAAGACGAAUUAGUCCAACUCAGAUCAUUUAAUAAGGUCCAGUGGCUCUGUUCUACAGGGUCAGCAGUCUGGUGCUGCCUGAAAUACAGCUACAAAACAAUGAGCUGAGGUUUUGAUUAAAUCACAUAAAGCUCUUCUCAUAUGACUACAAUACGAGCACACAGUGUAUUGGAUCUAAUGCGUCUGGCCUGAUAGCCUGGUGGUGCCAGAGUACACAGAAUCAUGUCUGCUCGGUCUGACUGCAAACUGCAAAUUACAGUGAGAGAUAUCAGCAGGAGGUCACUGUUACAUGAGGCUACUGGGCACGUCCUCUCCCUGCAAGUAGUCACUGUUUAGAGUGAUGAAUGAGAGGGUUUGUGCAGUAGAGAGAGGAGGUUGCUGGGCAAGUCAAGAGCAUCGCUGGGUAACUCAUAGUUUGCUUCUGAUGAGUCAGACUGAACUUAUUGCCUGGCAAUGAUGAGGCACACGAUAGUGCUGCUGAGAGCACAUUUGUAGCGUAGCAAAUAUUUGAGUUUCUGGGAACAGUGUGUCUAAUUUGAUCAUAUAUUUAGAUAAUUUAUGUGAACCUACAACUGAUUCAUUGACUCAGGCAGGUAACAAUGAUCAGACUAUCUUGGGAGGCUUUGUCUUCACACAUUUCACAUGUUCAUGUUUUCUCUGUAAGAAACCACAGUGUACCAGGAAAUGGUGUGUGUGUGUGUGUGUGUGUGUGUGUGUGUGUGUGUGUGUGUGUGUGUGUGUGUGUGUGUGUGUGUUAAAGACAAAGAGAUGUAGUCGAUAGUGUUGUACAUUUAUUUUAUCAAACUAAUAAACAAAGAAGACAGGA